ACAAAAAAUCACAAAAGAUGCCAGUAUUUUUGGCAACGAGGUUUAUGUCGUUUUUUUGUUUCGAAUGUUUAGUGAUUUUUGUACAUAUUUUUUUGACAUCCCAGAAUUUUUGAAUGUGACGGUUAAAAAUGAGUUUUUGCGGCCUGUUUUUGGUGUUUUCAUUUAUACCGCAUCCUUGGGAGGACUGAUACUUGCAGAUGUCUUGACAUUGGGAUAUCUUCUAUCUUCAGGAAUGUAUCACAGAAUCGGGAAAUAUUUAAUUAAUUUGGCUCAACGCAUCACGAUAUCAGAACGUUUUCCAAUGACAAACUACCGACAGAUGGCAGUUUUGUGUGAAUAUUCAGAUGAACUUGAUGAAUGUUCAGAAAUUUUCUGGAAUAUCUAUGGAAUUAGUCAUGAAUUUCAUAAUAUAUUUCAGAUAAAUAAUUUAUUUGUAUUUGUGGCAGAUCUUAUCAUGAUCAUAAGUUAUGUUCAUCAAAGUUUUCUUGUUUAUAUUAACACUGGAAUUAUUUUAUGGGGAAAUGUUAUUUUUGGCAUAAUUCGAAUUAUUGACUUCUUGCUGUUUAUAUGGACUAUUGAGUUAAUAUCACAAAGAUCUCGAAUACCAAAUAACAUUGAUUGGGAGACUUUAUUUUCAGAUAUGGAACCACGAUGGGAUAGGAGUGUUGAUAAGUUUUUAACUCAGUUGCGACUUCAAGAAUUCAAAUUGGAUGUUUAUGGAUUGUUUUCAUUGAAUAAUAGACUGUGUUUGCGAGUAACUUCAAUUAUUGUUGCGUAUUUGACAAUUAUAAUACAAUUUAAGCUAAUGGGUUAUUAAAUUUAAAAACAUAAAAAAGAUGUACGAAUAUUAUUUUAUUUAAA
Messenger RNA from Episyrphus balteatus (marmalade hoverfly), 861 nucleotides. RefSeq names its product gustatory receptor for bitter taste 93a-like. Gene Ontology annotation, biological process: sensory perception of taste. Lineage: Eukaryota; Metazoa; Arthropoda; Insecta; Diptera; Syrphidae. The record is from RefSeq and is a predicted model, not a curated record. The transcript has 2 exons. The coding region runs from base 65 to 817 and encodes 250 amino acids. Gene Ontology annotation, cellular component: membrane.